CUCACACACCGAGGACAGAGAGGGGGGAGACAGGGACAGGAAAGUGAGAUACUGAGCAGGGUUCCUGUGAAGAGGAUUCACCUUCGACUAAAUGAAAAGUUGUUAAAAGAAAAUCUGAUCCAUUAUAGAAAUAAACGUAUCUUAACAUCAUGGAAGGAGAAUCACCAAGCCAGGAGACGUCUGAGUCAACAGAGACGACCAAUCAGACUGAUACCAACAACAAUAACAACCAAGCUGGUGAGCCAGAGCCAGAGGGGAACAAAGACACAGCGAGGGAGCGCUCAGACAUGGAGACAGCCAAAGGUCAGGGGUCAGUGGAGGAUACAGUUUCACAAGAGAGAGGAGGUGAUGAGGAGGAGGCCAGUGCAGUUAACACGGACAAAGCCCAGAGGAUAUCAAAGUCUGAUGAGGGUGACAAUGAAGAGGCUGAGCCAGAUAAAGACCAAGCCUCUACUGGUGUGAAGGAUCCAGAAGUGAUAAACAGAGAAAAGGAAGAGGAGGGAGACGUGGAACAAAACAAGAAAGAAGCGCAGCAGGUGGAAGAGGUCAAGAUCGGGAAAGACGGAGAGGAGCUAAAGUACAAAGACGAAGAGAAGAGUAAAACAGGGGAAAAGGCAAAGGAAGAGGAGACAGAUGUGAGUGGGAAAGCAGCAAAGGAGGCAGAGAAGACAAAACCAGUCAAAGAAGCAGAGGUAGAGACGAAAGACAAAGGAAAGGUAAAAGAAGUAGAAAAGCCAGGGAAGCCCAAGAGAAAGAGUGGACCUGCCUCCUCCUCUGUCUCCAGACCGAGGCCCUCUGCACGCUCUGUCAGAGCAACCACAAAAAAAAACAUAAUAGCCAAAUUUGAACAAGGAGCAACAGAGGCACCGGUAGCACGCAACUUCAAGAUUCAGAGAUCGUCUGCAGCCGUGGCCACGGGAGCUUCAAUCAAACAGAAAAUGCUUCAGUGGUGUCGCAACAAAACCCGGAACUAUGAGGGCGUCAACAUAGAAAACUUCUCAUCGUCUUGGUGCGACGGGAUGGCUUUCUGCGCUCUGAUCCACCGCUUUUUUCCCGACGCUUUCGACUUCAGCUCCCUCAGUCCAAAGGAGAGGGAGAAAAACUUCACUCUGGCCUUCAGCAACGCUGAAUCACUGGCUGACUGCUGCCCCCUUCUGGAAGUAUCUGACAUGCUCAUGAUGGGUAACCACCCGGACCCCAUGUGCGUGUUCACGUAUGUCCAGUCCCUCUGCCACAGCCUGUCCAAAAUAGAGAAAGAGAGGAAGGACAGAGAAAAUGAGGAGAAAGAGAAGUCUGCUAAUGAGGGAGAGGAGAAAGAUAAAGGAGACGAUGUAGUGGGAGAGGUGUCGACGGAGAAGGAUGGAGACGAGUCUUCUGCUGAGAACGGGAAGAUGGAUGGCCAAGAGGAAAAAGAGGGAGAAAAUGCUGAGCCUGUGGUGACUGGUGAGGAGGAGGAGGAUGCACUAAAGGGCUGCGAGGUGGAGGAAGGUGGAGGAGCGUUAGUGGAGGCGGAGUCGUAGAAAAACACUGACAGAGAACAAAAUACUGAAAAGACCAAAAAGGUUGUUCAUGGCUGAGGGUCGACGAUAAGUCUUAGUUUGGUGUUGGACUGACAUCCACACAGAUUCUAGCAUUGUGAUGUUACAUUUAACUGUAUGGUUGAAUUUUUUUUUUUAUUUGACUGUUGUUUGAGCACAUAAAGUAGCGCAUGUAAUUAUUGUAUAUGUUUUGUUUGUAUAAAGUAAUAAAUUAAAUUGUAGACUUGUGA
This is a messenger RNA of Pleuronectes platessa (European plaice), 1768 nucleotides long. RefSeq names its product smoothelin-like 1 (gene smtnl1). Gene Ontology annotation, cellular component: microtubule organizing center; filamentous actin. The coding region runs from base 150 to 1520 and encodes 456 amino acids. NCBI's taxonomy places the organism in Eukaryota, Metazoa, Chordata, Actinopteri, Pleuronectiformes, Pleuronectidae. Gene Ontology annotation, molecular function: protein binding. The record is from RefSeq and is a predicted model, not a curated record. Gene Ontology annotation, biological process: actin cytoskeleton organization. The transcript is spliced from 6 exons.